Molecule: messenger RNA, 4809 nt
Organism: Rosa chinensis
Lineage: Eukaryota; Viridiplantae; Streptophyta; Magnoliopsida; Rosales; Rosaceae
Product: helicase protein MOM1
Exons: 7
Coding region: 141-4583 (1480 amino acids)
Biological process (GO): heterochromatin formation
Source: RefSeq, a predicted model, not a curated record
CCUCCCCACACUUUAUCAAAGCUUCACGCGGUGUUGGGUGUUCCACUUCGUUUCUGUGUUGAGAACAACCCAGAAACGAAGCUGCCAUUUCUACGACCUCCAAUUAAGGAUUGUUCGAGUUCAACCCACAUCCUUGGUUAAUGGCUUGUGUAAAUAAAAUAAUUGAUCGAAGCUCUGCCUCUACUUCAGAUAAUUUGGGUAGAAAUAUCAUAGCAACACCAGAAGAUAACAUGUUUGAAUUUGAAGACAGAAUAAAAUUGCUUGAGGCUCAGAAGAAGGACCUCCAUCCUCUUUUGAGGCCAGACACAAUAAAACUAUGUGGAAUCCUACAACUCUCAGAUGCUGCCAAGAUUUUCGUUGAACUGCUUCUUGAAUAUGUACUCAAUAACCACCUUAUUAAAAGAGAAUUAACAAUGUUGCAGGCUUUUCAGAUAUCUCUGUGUUGGACUGCAGCGUCAUUGCUGAAGCAGAAAGUCAAUCACAAAGAAUCCCUUGCCUGUGUGAAGAAGCAUCUUAACUUCAAUUGCAAUAAGGACGAGGUGGACUACGUGUAUGCAAUGCUGCAGUGUCUGAAAAGUACAGCAUAUUUUAAGGCUGCAGAGUCUCCAAAAUUUGCUGAAUCAUCUUGUAGAUGUCCUUUGAAGGACCAUUCAGAUGCAAAGGUUUCUCACUCUGUCACUUGUAAAUUCCAUAAGGUCACAUCAGAGCAUGGUGACUUGUCACUAAAUCAAGAAUAUAUAGCACAAAAGGAUGUCUCAAAGAGUAUCAAACAAAUUCAGAAAAAGUUCCAAAAGAAGAUGAAAAAAUUUAAUGAUAAGCAAUUGAAAGAGAGAAGUGAAAUUUUGAGAAGUUACAAGGAAGAGAAGGAAAACCUGGAAUUUAAGCACAAAAUAGAGUCCAUUGUUAUUCGAACUUGUUUGUGGAGAAAUAUAUUGCUCAAAAAAGGUAAGCCUAAAAUGUGGGAAAUUGAACAAGAAAAAGAAGUGGAAGACCAUAAACACCAAAUGGAAAUGCGUCUUGAACAUCUCAAGAAAUUGCAGCUGGAAGCAGCAAGCAAGCUAAAGAAGAAGGAGGACACAUGGGUAGAAGAAUUGAAAAGAUGGGCUCAUGAUGAAUUGUUUUAUAGGCCAUCUUUAGAUGCACCUGAGUCUGCACAUAGCAUGACCGUGGGAGUGAUGGAAUUGUCUAAAACAGCUGAUUAUGUUACUGAUAAAGCAUGCAGUCGUCCCAUUACAGCAACAACUCCAUCUUGGUCCAUUAGCACCAAUUCUGCAUUAGAUACAAUGACUUCUGAGGCUGGUUUAUUUACUGAUGUUAUGGGGAAGAACAAUUCUGGCAAGUCUUGUCAUGAUCAAGAGAAUUUUGUAUCUGUAAACUCUGGUGCCAAAAACUUUAUUACUGUUGGAGGCACUUCUGACAAUGCUGAGGUUCUGCUGGAUGUUACUGAAAUCUGCUCUACUGCUGCUCUAACUGAAGCUAUAACCUUCAGUCUUCCUUCAUUUGAUGAAUGCCUUCACAAUACAAAUCCAUUACCCAUUUCUGAUGCAGUGGUCAGACUAGAAGUGGCUGAAACUGUCAAUUCAGUUGAUGGUCCACAGCGACCCCUUCUUUUGAAUCUGACAUCUCUAGAACAGAAUCCUAAUGGUGCCGCAGUAAGUGUUCCUGACAGUGAGGCUCCAGUGGGAUUGCAUGAGACCAUCAGUACAGGUCAUGAUUUGUGUAAUGUUGGGUCCGAGAUCCCACAUUCAUGUGAGGAACAAGCUCAUGUAAUCAGUCCAGUGACUAUGCAAGAUAAAGAGGCCGAAACGGGAGUGCAUGUCAUGUUAGAUGAUGACCUAGAGAAUCUUGUUGCAAUGGAUUUACCUUCAUCUGAAGAACAGAUCUCCAAAAGUGCCACAGAAAAGGAGAACAGUCAAGUGCAUGAGACUAUCAGUUCAAGUCAUGAUUUGCAUAAUGUUGUAUCCGUGAUCCCACCUUCAUCUGAAGGACGAAAUCUUAUGAUGAGCAUAGCAACUGUGCAAGAUAAAGAGGCUGAAGCUGGAGUGCUUGAUAAAGAGUCCAAUGACUAUGCAAGUUUGGGUGAGGACCAAGGGAAUCUUGUCAAUGUCCAUUCAUCUUCAUCUGAAGAAAAAAUCGCUGAAAGCACCUCAGGGAAACUGAAUGGUGAAGCACAGAUUUUGGCUUCUGAUAGUGCAACUCAGGUCAAUCAGCAGAACUUAGUUGAUUCUGCAGUCAAUGGAAACUCUAAUCAGGAAAUGCCCCUGGACAGUUCACCCUCGGUACAGCCUCUGAUAGCCUUGGUUCUUGGUGGUUCACUAACAGCAAAUCAGGCAGACCAAGACCAUGGUACUGAUAUGUUAGCCACAUCAAGUGCAGCACAAGAUGGAGAUGCACAAGCUUGCGUAAAUCAGAAUACUUGUCAACCUAUGGACUCCCAUUUCCAUGAUGGAAUUGAAUUUCAGCCAAGUAGUGAAGACUCUGACUUUAAUCAAGUUACCCAUGUUGCAAUGCAAUUUAAUGCGAACCUCCCUGCUUUUUCAGAACAAACUGGUUUGCAACCUCUGACAAGUUUUUCCUUGAAUCAGCCAUCUUAUGUACCUACUAAUGGCUUUGGUCUACCUUUCUCAGACACAAGAUCAACAUUUGUUACAUCUAAUUUGCCUCUUCCUUUCAACUGUGAUUUGCUUCAAAAGGAAUUGGAAAGAUUGGGAAGAGAAAGAGAAGAAAACCUCAAGUCUCAUGAAAAUAAAAAGCUGCAAUUGAAAUCUGAUAUGGAGAAGGGGAUAGAGGAAUUGAAAGCUGAAAUUUGUCAAGAAUAUGAGACUGAACUCCAACAGAUAGAGGCAGAAUUUUUCCUUAAAAAGGAAGAUUUGCUUGCAGUUCACGGAAAAGUAUUAAUCCAUACGAUGUUGGCUCGGGCAUGGGAUCUGGCUUUCAAGUCCAUUGGCAAGGAUAAUACAGGUUCAAGUUCAUCUGGAGUGCAUCAUGAUGGGAAUUUUGCUGUUGACCGCCAACUGGUUCAGUCAUGUAUGCAGCAAAAUGCACAAAUGCCUUCUCUAGUUUCCAAUUCAUCUUUGGCCAACCCUCCUGCAGCUUGCAGACAGACAACCCCACUUGCACUGGCAACCAGUCCACACUAUGCAGCUCCACUGAUACAGAAUGUUGAUCUUUUGCCUACUUCUUCUCCUGGCCUUUCUUCGACCAAUGCAGCAAGUCACCCCCACAUCGGUUCCUUCUCCUCUUCAACAGGAAGACCCCAAGGUAGAGUUGAGAUUCGUUCGCCUCUCCCACAUCUUCAACCUCGUAGACCUUCAACACCCUUUACUGGAGGUACCAGUCCUUUCUCUCAUGAAGAUGGGUCAUCAAAUCAGCAGUCACAUAGAAGCUCACCUUCAUCGUCUCUCCUGGAACUUUUUCUCACACAAACCCCGGCACCCACACAGAUGUCUGUUCCAUAUAAUAUGGGACAUGAUCAUGAAACUGCAGGGGAACCUUCAAUAUCCGUUACUGGUACCAGUCCUGUCUAUCCACAAUGUGAAGUUAUAUCAAAUCAGCAGCCACAUAGGAAUUUCCCUCCAUCGCUUUCAUCUCAUAGGCAACGACCUUUGGCCUUCACACAACAAUUUGAUCUUUUGCCUACUCCUCCUCCUGGCCUUUCUUCGACCAAUGCAGCAAGUCACCCCCACAUGGGUUCCUUCUCCUCUUCGACAGGAAGACCCCAAGGUAGAGUUGAGAUUCGUUCGCCUCUCCCACAUCUUCAACCUCGUAGACCUUCAACACCCUUGACUAGAGGUAACAGUCCUUUCUCUCAUAAAGAUGGGUCAUCGAAUCAGCAGUCACAUAGAAGCUCACCUUCGUCGUCUCUCCUGGAACUUUUUCUCACACAACCCCCGCGCCCACACAGAUGUUUGUUCCCUAUAAUAUACAACAUGAUCAUGAAACUGCAGGGGAACCUUCAAUAUCCGUUACUGGUACCGGUCUUGUCUAUCCACAAUGUGAAGUUAUAUCAAAUCAGCAGCCACAUAGGAAUUCCCCUCCAUCUCCCUUACUUUCAUCUCAUACUCAACGACCUUUGGCCUCCACACACACACAAUUUGAUCUUUUGCCUACUCCUUCUCCUGGCCUUUCUUCGACCAAUGCAGCAAGUCACCCCCACAUCGGUUCCUUCUCCUCUUCAACAGGAAGACCCCAAGGUAGAGUUGAGAUUCGUGCCCCUCCCCCACAUCUUCAACCUCGUAGACUUUCAACACCUUUUACUGGAGGUACCAGUCCUUUCUCUCAUGAAGAUGGGUCAUCAAAUCAGCAGUCACAUAGAAACUCACUUUCGUCAUCUCUCCUGGAACUUUUUCUCACACAGCCCCCAGCGCCCACACGGAUGUCUGUUCCCUAUAAUAUGGAACAUGAUCAUGAAACUGCAGAGGAACCUUCAAUAUCCGUUACUGGUACCAGUCCUGUCUAUCAACAAUGUAGAGUUGUAUCAAAUCAGCAGCCAGAUAGGAAUUCCCCUCCAGCUCCUCCAUUAUUUUCUCCUCAUACCCAACGACCCUUGGUCCCCACACAACAAUUUGUUCCUGAUAAUAUAGUCCAUCACUGUGCAAGUGCCGGAGGAUUGCCAGCUCUUCGUAGUGCAUCUGCAUUGGAGUUGCUUAUCGACAUGAGCAAUCAAUCUUCAGGUAGUUGGCGCUCAACACAGAAUGGUUCAAGACUUGAACCAUCUGGUGGAUCCACAGAUGUAGUUUGUUUAUCAGAUGAUGACUAGCUUUUUGUGAUUCCUAGUUUUUCAACUGGUUUCACCAUGUGUUCCUUAUG